AUGGAUAUGGAUUCUUCUGAAGAAGAAGUGCGUAUUCAUAUGGACCGAUUUGAAGAACAACAACGAAUAUUCGUUCAGGCAUUGAAUCAAAUUGAUGAUAAGUCAGAUAAAGAUAAAGAACUAACCAACAACUUGAUGCAGCUAUAUUCAUCGGGGAAAAUACCUAGAGAUCCAGAGCCAAGAGAAGUAAAUUUCAGUAUCAACGGGAAUCACUACACUCAUGGUUAUUAUCUUGCAGAUGGAAUUUAUCCAAAAUGGUCAACUUUAGUUCAAUGUUACCGUUAUCCACCUGCCGGUGAAAUGGGUCGUUCAUACUCGUAUUUCAAUAGUAAACAAAUGAAUCUGAGAAAGGAUGUGGAACGGGCUUUUGAAAUUCUGAAGUGGAAGUUCGCAAUCGUUUGUGGGCCUUAUCGUGGUUUAAGUGCUCGUGAAAUGCAUAAGACUAUGCUGACUUGCAUCAUUAUGCAUAACAUGAUUAUCCAGGAGACCCGUUAUAAUAAGAAUUGGAUUAACCAUCAAGAUGAAGACUUAAGGCCUGAGAUUAUACCAGCUAGAGGAUUACCUGCAAGGAACUACGCGUAA
Molecule: messenger RNA, 582 nt
Organism: Papaver somniferum (opium poppy)
Lineage: Eukaryota; Viridiplantae; Streptophyta; Magnoliopsida; Ranunculales; Papaveraceae
Exons: 2
Coding region: 1-582 (193 amino acids)
Source: RefSeq, a predicted model, not a curated record